GAAUUGAGUACUUAACCCGAGACUCCAGGCACAGAAGGUUAACCCUUCACUACACCCAACAGAUUAUUGUGCAGAGGAUGAAGAACUUCAUGGUGAACUUAGGACCCUGAUGAAUAUUGGCCAGGUUCAUGGACAUAGAGCAGCUCCCUUUCCUAAAACAAAUAGGAUUUUCUCCCUACCCCACCCCAUCGAAAGAAGACAAUGGAGAAGGCCUAUCAGAAUUCUGGUGGGCGAUGUCCAAUAGGAUUAACAAAGAAACCAUUUAAAUGUAUGGAGUGUGAAAGGAGAGAGGAGAAAUAAUUUGAAAAUAUGGAGUGUGGGAAGAGCUUCAGUAGCAGUGGAACACCAAGAAAACAUCAACGGACUCACACAGGGGAGAAACCAUUUAAAUGCAUGGAGUGUGCAAAGAGCUUCAUUGAUAGAGGAACACUUCAAAUACAUCAUCGAAUUCACACGGGGGGAAAACCAUUUAAAUGUAUGAAGUGCGGAAAAAGCUUCACUGAUAAUCGAUUACUCAGAAGUCAUCAACAGAAACACGUGGGGGGAAAACCAUUUAAAUGUAUGGAGUGUGGAAGGAGCUACAUUGACAGUGGAACACUAAGAAAACAUCAACGGACUCACACGGGUGAGAAGCCAUUUAAAUGUAUGGAGUGCGGAAAGAGCUUCACUUAUAGUGGAACACUAAGAAGACAUCAAUGGAUUCACAAGGAGGAGAAACCAUUUAAAUGCAUGGAGUGUGGGAAGAGCUUCACUGAGAGUGGAAAACUUAGAAUUCAUCAAUGGAUUCACACUGGGGAGAAACCAUUUAAAUGCAUGGAAUGUGGAAAGAGCUUCACUGGAAGUGGAAAACUUAUAAUUCAUCAACGCACUCACACUGGGGAGAAACCAUUUAAAUGUAUGGAAUGUGGAAAGAACUUCAUUGAUAGUGGAAACCUUAGAAUUCAUCAACGCACUCAUACGGGGGAGAAACCAUUUAAAUGCAUGGAAUGUGGAAAGAGCUUCAGUGACAGUGGAAAAUUUAGAAGACAUCAACGGACUCACACGGGGGAGAAACCAUUUAAAUGCAUGGAGUGUGGAAAGAACUUCAUUGAUAGUGGCACAUUAAGAAAACAUCAACGGACACACAUGGGGGAGAAACCAUUUAAAUGCAUGGAAUGUGGGAAAAGUUUCAGUGACAAUGGAAAACUUAGAAUUCAUCAGCGGACACACACAGGGGAGAAACCAUUUAAAUGCAUGGAAUGUGGAGAGAGCUUCCGUCACAAUGGAACCCUUAGAAUUCAUCAACGGACUCACACGGGGAAGAAACCAUUUAAAUGCAUGGACUGUGGUAAGAGCUUCAUUAACAGUGGAACACUAAGAAAACAUCAACGGACCCAUACAGGGGAGAAGCCCUUUAAAUGCAUGGAGUGUGGGAAGAGCUUCACUGAUAGUGGAACACUUAGAAUUCAUCAACGGACUCAUACAGGUGAAAAACCAUUUCAAUGCAUGGAGUGUGGAAAGAGCUUCACUGAUAGUGGAACACUUAGAAUUCAUCAACGGACUCAUACAGGUGAAAAACCAUUUCAAUGCAUGGAGUGUGGAAAGAGCUUCAGUCGGAGUGGACUCCUUACAAACCAUCAUCAUAUUCACACGGGAGAGAAACCAUUCAAAUGCAUGGAGUGUGGAAAGAGCUUCAGUCGGAGUGGCCACCUUACAAACCAUCAUCUGAUUCACACGGGGGAGAAACCAUUUAAAUGUAUGGAGUGUGGAAAGAGCUUCACUGAGAGUGGACACCUUAGAAACCAUCAUCUGAUUCACACGGGGGAGAAACCAUUUAAAUGUAUGGAGUGUGGAAAGAGCUUUAGUCAGAGCGGACACCUUAGAUACCAUCAAUGGACUCACAGAACGGAGAAACCAUUUCAAUGCUUGGAGUGUGGAAGGAGCUUCAGUACAAGUGGAGUUCUUACAAAACAUCAACAAACUCAUACAGGGGAGUAACAAUAUAAGUCCCAGGGAAGUGGACAGAGGUUCAGUUGUAGUGGAAGUAUUAUAAAACAUUCAAAAGACUCUGAGGGGUAAGAGCUCUAAGAGCAGUAACACCUACAGGCCAUGAAUUAACUCAAAGAAGAGAAAGGGUUUAUAGAGUAUAGAACCUGGUUCUCUCCAAGUUGACACUUUCUUUCACAUCAAUAACAAGAAAUCAAUCUGAAUUGCAUGCAGCGUAUGUGAGCUUCUGUUGUUUGUAACGUGGUCUAGACGUUUAUUUAAAGUAUUGAAGGUAGAAUUUCACAAUAGUAAGCAUAAUAUAAUAUUUAAUGUGAAUCUGUAGUGUUGCUUCUGAAUGAGGGUGGACUGAGAGUGAGCUGGUGUUGGUGUUUGGUGGAGGGAGCUGGAAAUGUUUAUAUCUGGGAAUGGAGAGUUGCUCAAAGUGGAGCUGAGACUGGUGGUGUUGCUUUGGAAGCAGAGUUAGACUAAUAUUAUAGGAACAGCAGCAUAACUCCCAUUGUUAUAGUUGCAAUAGUGGAACCAUGAAGACACAGAAAGAUUGAAAGCACCUACUUAUAUGCCGAAGGUAAUCUUGAAACCCUGAUCUAUUCUUUUGAUUUAUAGAUGCAUUAUGUCAGAUAUAAUGUGUAUAGAUAUAUUUGGUGGCAGGAGAAAUAAAAGGGGCAUUCCCUGGCAGAACCAGGAAAGGCUCUGUUCCCAGCUGCACGUUUUGCAUGAGGAGGGAAGGGGGCACAGGGAAGAAGGGGCCGUACCAGAGCAUCUCAGAGCAAUGUUGGGAGGGGGGCACAUGGUGACGCAAGUGUGUGUAGAAUGCUAUCCCCAAAAUGACGCAGGCGAGAAACAAUAUGGAUGAGUAUAAUGUGGAAGGAGGUUCCGGUAGGUCCCAAACCCAGAGUGCUAAGCGUCAGCUUCCUCCAAUUCCACCAGCUGCCCCAAGGCACGAUCCCCCUCUGGGCCCUGAGGGUGGAAAGCCUCCUUGCACUUUUGCAACUGGACAUGAUCCGAGGGAGUCCCUGCCAGCAGAGCAAUGCAUACUAUUGAUGUAAUUAUCUUAUUGUUGCUGUUGCCAUCAUGGACUGGCUGGAUGCAGAGAGGGGGGGGCCCUUCUUUUCGCUCUCCUAAAUCUUCCACCAUUCCUGCUUCAUGCUUCACUGGAUUCCAUGAGUUUUAGUUUUAUUGGGGGGGGGCUUUUCUCUAUCCUCUUUCUCCAUUCUAUCUGACAUGUCCUUCCUUCCUCGUCUUCUCUCCAAACUGAAAGGUCCCAGAUACUGAACUGUGCACAGUACUCCAAAUGUGUUCACACCAUAGAUCUCCAUAAAUAAUUUCCAUUCCUCCUUAAGGAGCAGA
This is a messenger RNA of Podarcis muralis (Common wall lizard), 3333 nucleotides long. The record is from RefSeq and is a predicted model, not a curated record. NCBI's taxonomy places the organism in Eukaryota, Metazoa, Chordata, Lepidosauria, Squamata, Lacertidae.